CAGUCAUCCCCAACAGUCGCAAUAGUAAAUGCCUUAUUAGGAUUCACAUCCAAGUCUCGAACCGGCUGAAUAUGAGCAUUAGGUAUCUCCCAAGCUACAUGAUUACUCUCCCUAGUGUCAUAGCUCUUAACACCAUUCUCAUGCAUGACUACAAACUGAUUAGAGUUGUUCCACUUCCCGCCUGCAAAUUUUGCUGAAUUUUUACUCGUAAUUUCAGCCACAACUUGAGAUUUCGCCUCAGCACGAUUAAAAAUCAGCACUUUUGAGUCAAUGACUGUCGCCAGAACAUUCGUGUUUGUUGGAUGAAAUUCAGUCGUUUUUAUCUCAGUUCCAUGCGGUUCCGUGUCAAGCACUUCAACAUCCUCAAAGUCCAAUGUCUCAACAGACGGAUCAAGAAAGACAUUUUCAGGAAUUUUCAGCACAGCUGAUUUCAUCACUAAAUUACUGCUGUAAACAGAUGCAAGCAGCUUGUCAGUCGGACAACUUGUCAAUUUCCAAAUUUCACCUUGUUCAUGUGAAAAUGUCUUUGUCUUUAAUUUGUUGUUGUCAUCGUCAACUUCUAAGAGAUGAAUUUGAUUCUUUCCAUUGAUCAUUUGAGUUCCGAUAAAGAAGCGAAUUUCUUCAGCAUCUUGUUGAGAUACGAGGCUUCGUGCUUGGAAUUCGAUGCCGUAGAUUAUGCUCUCCAUUGUUGGUUGGAGUUGGGUUUUGGACAGCCUUAUUAAUAGAAUUGAGGGUUGUUUGUGGAACUAAUGAAAUGUUUUGAAUGGAAUUUUGAGAUUUCUUGAGCUUUGGUGAUGACUGUUGGUCUUUGGAGUUGAUUUGCAGCUGUUGGUUUAGAUGAGGAGCAAUUGGUAAGAAUGAGCUGACGUUGGUUUGGAAGAGAAUCUCCAGAAUUGAAUAUUUGAUCGGACUUAAGUGAUUAAAGCUUCUUGUUGGUGAAUGAUGAUGUAUUCUUGGAUUUUUGAUGAUCCUUGAUUUUUGAUUGGUCUGAUUGAUGAUUUAUCUUGUUGUUCUUGUGUUUAAACUGAUUCUUCAAGCUGAGUUUCUUUUUUCAUGAAUUUUUCUAAUAUUUUGAACAAACUUUAAAGCUUAUUUUGAUUUUUAACAAUGCUUUCUUCACUGAAACAGGUUGCUGUGAACUUCUUGAUGCAUAUUUUGUGACAAAUCCAUCGUCAAUCUUUCAAAUUGUUCCUUAAAUCUCUCGAAUUGAUGCUCUUCUUUUAAAACUUUCAACUUUUUGCAUAAAAAUCAGAUUUUUUGGUUUAUUUCAUGUUUUUUUGACAACUUGUUAAAAAAUCUUAUUAUUUGGAGCUUAUGUUGUAAACAAGGGGACUGUAACUUCUUGCCUCAAUUCUCUCAGUUCCUCUCAUUUCAUUGCAACUCUCUCAAUUCUCACAAAAUAUUCAUCAAAACAGUUGCAACAUAAAAACUUUUGUAAACAAGAAAAAGUCAAGCAAAAUUUAAUUUUUAAGCCUUUUUGAAGUCAAUUGUUUGACAUUUCAGCUUAAUUUGGAGUCAAUAUCUUUAAUUUGGUCAUUUAAAUCAGCCUUAAAAUUCUCAGAUCCUCAAAAUAUUAGCAAACUUGAUGAAAAACAGUUAAUUUUGUGUCUACAAUAACAUUAAGUCUCAGCCGUACCUUUAAUUACACAAAAAUGUCAGCAAACUACAAAACCUGGUGUCGACUUUGUGGUGAUAUAGAUGCACAAGUUCUGGAUGAUGUUAAUUUACUGAAAGUUACUCAAAGGUUUAUUGAUAUCAGCAUCGCCCCUCCUAUCCUCAUCUGUGACGACUGCAACUACCAACUAUCUCAAUUCCUCCUAUUCACAAUAAGAGCCAAAGAAGUCAACGAAAUGUUCAAAGGUCUUGAUGAUGAAGAUCCGAAUGACCUGUGCAUCCGCAGACUUAAUGCUUAUAGAAGUCACUUUAAAUUGUCCGCAUUGCUAGCAUUGGAAAGCACAAACUUUAGUCAGGAUAUCAAACCGGAUGAAGAUAUUGAAGAAAUUUAUGAAUUUAUUGACGAUGCAGAAAGUAUUGAGGCUCUUGUGGAACCGGAUGCAAUUGUUGAAGAAAUUUUAGUUGAGACUGUCAAUGACGAUGAAGAAAUGGACGAGAUUGUUGAAGAAUAUGUUGAUGAAGAGCUUGAAAAUGAGGAAAGUCUCGAAGAUGACAAAACUUUUAUGUAUCACAUGUCAAAUUCCAAUAAACUUCUCAAGCUUUUUACAUUUAAAUGUCACUUGUGCGACCAAACUGUAUAUCCAAAUAUGAAGCUACUCACUGAACAUUGCCAGACUGUCCAUAAUUCACAACCAAGUGUCAAAUGUUGCAGUGACGAGUGUGGUAAAAUGCUGCAGACUUGGAGGAGAUUAAUGAUCCAUAAAGAAAAACACUUUCCAAGCGAGGAAGCGAUGACUUGUGGGAUAUGUCAUACUGUCUUUGCUACUAAGGCUGGAUUUGAGAAUCAUAAGAAGACCCACGAGCGCCAAUUCAUCUGCAGCUUCUGUGCGAAAACUUUCUCCGAACAAAAAACCCUCAGAUUUCACGAGGAGACCCACCGAACCCCACUCGAUGCCAGAAAAUCAUUCGAAUGUCCAAAAUGUCACCAUAAAUUUAUCACAAAGCAAGCAUGCCAAAAUCACAUCAGCAUGAAACACGAAAAAGUUGUGACUGUCAGUUGCCUUGUUGAAGGAUGUGGCAAGGGAUUUUUCACAAGAAAAGCUAUGCUUGAGCAUCAAAGAACGCACAGGGAUAAAACUUUUGGAUGUAAUAAAUGUGAUUUUAUGAGUAAAACUAAGUCGCAGCUGAAUGUUCAUCUUGAGAAGCAUGUGAAGAUUGAGGAUAAUGGGCUGGGGUGUCAAAAGUGUGGAAUUGAGUUUGGGAAUGUUAAAAAGCUGAAGGUUCAUUUAGCUUCCCACGAUGGCGAAGAAACAUUCAAUUGUGGCAAAUGUGAUGCAACAUUCAUUGAGAAGCAGGAACUUUCAAUUCAUUUUAGAAUGCACAAUGAACUAUAGCGAGUAUGAACUGGUUCUGCUUGAUUUUGGAUUUAUAAUAACUCAAAAGCUCAAAUAGUGCAAAUUCAAAUUGAAUAAAGUUUGUAAAUUUAAAGAUUUAAUUUUUAAUUUUUUUUUAUUUGUCUCAAAACUUUACAACGCCUUACUGUGCCCCAAACCCAAGUGCAUACACCUCCUCAUCAGUCAUAUUAUGAACUCUUCUCAAAUGAGUCCUUAAUCCUUUAUGUUCUGUGAAUGUUGACGGACACUUUAUGCACUUCUUGUUCUUAAUUCCUUUAUGAUAUUUCUGAUGGGACGUCAGCCAUGCCUUGGACGUAAAUGCCUUGCCACAAAUGUCACACAUAAAUUUCUUUUUCUCAGCAUGUUUUGCUGAGCAGUGCUUAAAAAGCUCUUGAGAUGUCUUAAAUUCAAUAUUACACUCGACACAUUUGUUGCCGUCGAUUUCACAUCCACUGUCAGCCCAUCGUAGUCGAUCUACUUCCUCCUGUGACAUUUGAUGUGAUGCUCGCAUGUGUGAAUUGUAAGUUUUACGCUGGAAGAAGCCUUUGCCACAAAACUUGCAAUUAAAGUCAUUUUGUCCUUUAUGCUUCUUCAAGUGUGUCUCAUAUAAGCUCCAGAUUGUGAAUCGUUUGGUGCAUCCAGGAUGGUUGCAGAUGUAUCUGGCUGUUUUGAGGUGCUGGAGCUCGAGAUGUUCUUGCAGGUAUCGCUUGUUGGUGAAUACUUUGUUACAGAUCUCACAUUGGACUUUUCCUUUUGGAACUGGAACUUUUGGCUUCUUUUCUUUUGGUGGUUUGAGGGUCUUUAAGCUGUCUCGAGUCUGUUGGGGAUGAAAAAUUAAUAUUUUAUAAUUUUAUUUAUUAUAGCUUAAGAUUCUUGGAUUUAAUUAAGUUUCAGCCAAUAAAAAUUCGAUUUUUUAUUUUAUUUUAUUUUCUAACAUUUUAUUACAAUAAUUUAUAUAAUCUCUGCUAGCUAAUAAUCUAGUAAUCAGCUCCUUCAUACUCAAACUUCAAUUCAAUUCUCAAUAUCCUGUGUAUCCUCAUUUACAUCCCUGCCAUAAUGUUCCUGAAUAUCACGUUCCUGCACUACCCGUGGCAUGUCAAACUGCGGUUCCAUUUUCAUGAAAAAGUCAUUAUUUGGUCUAUAGCCUGAGCUGCUGCUUAUCCUUAAACUAUUUUCAUCACACAUAUUUUUGUAAACAUCUCCAUCCUUGUCCUUUACUCGAUGCUUGGCAUUUUUGGAUUCAUGGAAUCUCCUUAGGAACGUAUAGAGAGCUAUUGAUGACUCUUCCAUGUUUAAGUAGGUAUUUGGUGUAUUUCGGUUGACUAUUUCGUAGAAUAAGGAGAUGUGGCCGACCAUGUCUUUGAUUGCUAGACGACCUGGAAGA
Messenger RNA from Chironomus riparius, 4392 nucleotides. NCBI's taxonomy places the organism in Eukaryota, Metazoa, Arthropoda, Insecta, Diptera, Chironomidae. The record is from the annotation of a GenBank genome assembly.